AUGGCAUUGAGAUCCAGCAACUUCACAAACAACGUUGCGGCCGACAACGGAGGUGCUGUGUUUACGAAUGCCCCGACAGCCAUAGAGUUGUGCUGCGACUGCACCGUUGAAGUGGGCGAGGACACGAGCAGCCUGGUAUCGCGCCAGGGGCGGUUUUCUUCCGGAGGAGGCGUAAGCGGACCCAGUGUGGCAGUGCGGAGGGGCAUCUUGGAUCACCGUGAUUUGUGCAAUCGCACGUGGUUUGGAAACGGCGUACGCGAAGAUGGCUCACGCGCGGUGGCUACUACUGCUGUGUCUGCGAGAGUCUAUCGUCGUGGAACAAGCGCACGGAUUGAUGAGGACCAAGCCUUUAGCAUCUUGAACCACAGCAGCGGCACCUACCUGGAGCCAUUCGACAUGGUCCUGUUCGACGCCUUCGGCCGCCCCACAGUCGCGUAUCCACGCACGCUGAUCCGCGUUGCUUCCGGCUCGCCUGACGUGGCGCUGUCCGGCCAGCUCAUCACCGAGGCUUCGAGCAGGACAGCUCUUUCGAGUGUGCACCUGCUGUCCAGCAUCGGCAAGCGGCACAACUUGACCCUUUACUUCGAGCCUGACAUUGGGCGCAAUAUCAGCAUUGGGGUGGACGUCCGAGGUUGCCUGCCUGGCGAGUUUGCGGUGGAUGUCGAGGGGGUCGGGGCCGCCCAGCACUGCAAUGUUUGCGGCGAUGGUUUGUACAGCUUUGAUCCUGCAAGGCAGAGGUGCCUGCCGUGCCCUGCGGACGCCGAUUGUGGACCUUCGACGGUCACUCCCAAGGAAGGAUUCUGGCACUCGACGUCGCAAUCUACUGCAAUGCGCGAGUGCUUGGUGGAAGGCGCGUGCGAUUACGAAAACAGGACCGAGAAACUGGCGGGGCAGGCGUGGUUUGCGCAUUUCCGCGGAACAAUCUUAAAUUCGGCAAACGAAACUGCGUACGAACAAUGUUCUUCGGGGUACCGCGGCAUGCUCUGUGGCUCGUGCAAAGAGACGCAUGGACGGGCGAAAUCUGGCGAAUGCAUGCGCUGCAGAGGCACCGCAGGGGAUGUCGGCAUUGUCGUUGGUCUGGCUGUGUGGUUCACGUUAAUUGCCGCCUUGAUGGUGACAAACGCGUUGUCGACCGACACAACCGGUGAUGCUGAGGACGGCGAUGGCAAUUCACCGGAGCAGGAGCAGAGCUGCUCCACAGAAAUAUUUCAGAUUCUCAUAAACUAUCUGCAAACACUGGGGCUGGCAGUCGCAAUGCAUACCAAAUGGACCAGAGCUGUUUACCGAGUGCUCGGGAUAGCAGCGCUCGUAUCCACGGCGGGGGACAACGUCUUUUCCUUGGAGUGCGCAAUGUCCAACGAGUCGCCGGCGCGCCGCUCCAUUUCCGAGAGCGCAGUCAGCCUGGCAUUUCCCUUCAUAAUGAUCGCCCUGUUUUCUGCGGCCUGGUGGGUCCUGUGGCGCGUCAAUGGGAGAUCCAUGGGUAAUUUGAACCGUUACAUUUGGGUCUCCGUGCUGUCCAUUCUGAGUCUGUUCUAUUUGGACAUCGCCGACAACUCAGUGAGGAUACUGAACUGCACCUCGGUGGACGGCGAGUGCGUUGCUGGCAAUCCCGAGGAUGGGUGUGGGGAGCAACCAUCGAGGCGCUGGACAGAAGAUCCGGAUAUUGUUUGCUGGCAAGGCCAGCAUCUCAUAUUGGCCAGUUCGGCUGCCGUUCCAUUGCUCUUCGCCGUGUGUCUGGUGUACCCGCUGUGGAUCCUGCGAUUUGGCGGACUGCCCAGCUCAGAUCUGGAGUCCGAGGUGUUCGGAUUUCUGCACCAGUCGUACAACAAAGAUUGCAAAUAUUGGGAAGCCGUUAUCAUGGCACGAAAGGGAUUCUUGGCCGGUGUGUCUGUGUUCUCCUUCUCUCUAGGAUCCGAAGGCAUGAGCUUUCUAUCCAUCACCAUACUUUUUGUGGCUGGCAUAGCGCAUGCAUGGAAGAAGCCAUUCAAAUCGGAUCGGCCGAAUAGAAUGGAAAUUCUGGCUAUAACCUCAUCUAUCAUGGUUUUCUUUCUUGGGAGCCUCUUUGACAACCCCAAUGUUCAGGGAUCAAAUCCAGCCAAGAUCGCCAUUUCUGUUGCUCUCAUUGGGCAGAUGCUAGCGUUUGUAGCUUACGUCUUUGUUCGCCUGUCGAUCGAAAAUUGGAGGGAUCGAUUUCACAAGCGGGAAAGCGCAGAUGACGUUCUUGGGCGUACAUCGGCGACGGGUGGACCGACUCUUCUGCCUGUGACGUCGAGUGAAUCUAGCGCGUCGAUAGGAAGCAUGGGUGACAGCCAUGGAUACACCCAAAGAAGCCCGCUGGUGACUCGUAAGUCUCCUUUGUAA
Molecule: messenger RNA, 2361 nt
Organism: Ostreobium quekettii
Lineage: Eukaryota; Viridiplantae; Chlorophyta; Ulvophyceae; Bryopsidales; Ostreobiaceae
Source: the annotation of a GenBank genome assembly